AUGUCCGACAUCGAUAUCUCUAAGCGCCUCGUUGCCGGCGACAAGGAUAAUCUCCUUCAAAUCCUCCAGACGGUCGUCGAUGCGGAUGCAAAGACCCGUGAGCUAGUCACCAAGCUCGCGGACCACCUUCACAUCCCCAACGUCUUCAGUUCGCGCCGCGCUACGCGCAACACCGUCCGCGCCUCAUCGGAGGCUUCGCACGACUCCGGCAUUUCGGUUCACCACAUGCUCGGCGACGUCCUUUCGCAGCCUGAGCGUGCCCUUCGUGUCUGCAAGCAGUGCCGCAAGGUCUACGACGAGAACGACGAGGACAAGAAAUGCGGAUCUCAUCAUCCUGGCGAAUGGCUUAUAGAGGUAGAGACAGAGGAUAAGAUCGGCUUUCACCAUGCCAGUAAGGCCAGCGACGACAUCAAGGACAACGUCAACUUGAUGUGGGUGAUGUCCUGCUGUAGCGAGGAGAAGGGCAAGCUCAGCACUGGCUGCACAGUUGUCAACCACGUCGCCAUGAAGGCCGGUGACGACUCGGGCUCCAGCUCCGCCUGA
This is a messenger RNA of Colletotrichum chrysophilum, 543 nucleotides long. RefSeq lists its product as uncharacterized. Lineage: Eukaryota; Fungi; Ascomycota; Sordariomycetes; Glomerellales; Glomerellaceae. The record is from RefSeq and is a predicted model, not a curated record. The transcript is spliced from 2 exons. Bases 1 to 543 code for a protein of 180 amino acids.